This is a messenger RNA of Malaya genurostris, 4086 nucleotides long. RefSeq lists its product as uncharacterized. The record is from RefSeq and is a predicted model, not a curated record. NCBI's taxonomy places the organism in Eukaryota, Metazoa, Arthropoda, Insecta, Diptera, Culicidae. The transcript has 5 exons. The coding region runs from base 74 to 2749 and encodes 891 amino acids.
CGAAAACUCACGUUUCUCAUUUUUAUCUGUUGUAUUUUCCUUACUGAAAGGAGUAAAAGUGAAACCCUACACUAUGGAAGUUAUGGAAGAAGGAAAUCUCAUGGACAGGAUUCCCAUCCUGCUCCAGAGAGAUCUACAAUAUUAUGGAGCCAACCAAAAGGUUUUGCAAGAAAAUAUCUGCCCAGGUGUUGUGGGCGGUAAGCUGGACUUUCCGAGAUCUGCUUCAUUUGCUUCAGUGAAAAUCGUUGUUUGGUUAGAGGACGAAUAUUAUGCAGCCUACCGAAAAAACUCGGGACUACUUCAUCUCGAUGACGUACUGCUGGAUCACCAGGGCAAGACUGAAGAUGAAGCGGCAGGAUGUGGCGGUAUAGUUAAGUCUUCGGAUCCGGAGAAGUUCGUAUUACUGGUUGUCAAAUCGGUGGACAAUCUGCUGGAACAUCUUCACACUUUGUCUCAAGAAGCUUUGGAUCAUGCUGACCUAACUGUGCUAACGGCCACGAUUGGUGCGGCAGCUUUAGUAAAGAAUAGUCUCUUUGUAUGGCUUGGUUGUGUAACUAAGAAUGUUUGCCCGCCGAAAGGAGAUGAAAAAGGUGGAUCUCUCAAAAUGAGUUAUAAACAGUACUCCGAGAUGACUGAAGCAUUGGCGGAACGUUUACUUGAUCUACAUUGCCGUCUUUUGACUUUGUACAUAAUUCAAGAUGCUGACUGUCUGCACUGGGAAAGCCAACAUCCAUUCUUCGAAUCCGAACGAGGGUCCUACACUAUUCAAAUGUGGUGGCUCUACAUGCAAGGAACUAAGGAAGAUCUUUGGAACUCAGUUCCUCCCACUAUGGCGCAGCGGGUGUUCGCUGGAAUGCUGAAUGAAACACUGACAGUUUUGACGGUUCGAUAUACUCAGACCAUCCCGAGUCGUGCCCGAUCUAUGCUAUUGUUGGUAGAUAUUUCAAAUAUUUUGCUGUGUGUUGGGGAACUUCUCCCAGCAAUUUGUGAAAACGGCGAAGCAUUUGUUGGACUCAAUAUAACCAACCAAGGAAAAAUUAUUCGCGAUAUUCACGCCAAAUGCCAGGAGCUAUUUUGUUGUUUACUACUGCGUGGUGUACCCUUGGGAGUACUUUAUAAGAUUACCAAAAAGGGUGUGAACGCGAUUGCCAUGUUUAAUCAACGUCAAGGUCUUAUUACGCCGUGGACAAUUUUCGUUUUGCCGAAGCUGUUUCCUGUCAAUCAAAACGGUCACUGGGCCACCCGGUGCUCGGAGCUUCCUACCAAUACUGCACUUUCCUUAGAAUUGAAAGUUUUGCUGGCGGCACCGCAAGCUAACUGGUGGUUACUGUUGAAGGUCCUACUAAUGCGCGAAGCUCACCUGUCAUCGAUGAUCUUUCAUCAUUUGAUUAAAAAUUUGCCUUCAUGUGACAACUUCAUUCCCAGUUCCAAACAACCAUCUAUAAACCGCGAGAGCAUGUCGAAAAAGUGUGAAGGAUUCCUUUGUGGUUUGGAGUGUAACGAUAUUGUACAGUGGUCGCUAGAACAGCAAGAUCCCAUUGGUCAAACCAACUAUCAAGUUCUGAUGGGUCUUACUUACAUUGUGAUUAUGGCUGGCAAAACGUCUGACGUGAACAAAACGCUGAUCUCCGCCUUGGAAAAGAGCAAAAUGAAUGACUGGGCUUCCUGUCUGGAUCGUCGUCAGGUUUGGAAUCAGAAGCGACCACCAUGGCUCGAAGCAAUUCUUCAUCUGAUCUAUCCAAUUUUGGAUCCGAUCAUUGUAAUGCUCGUGUCAGCAGUGCAAACCACUGCCAGUGUCUAUCAGGCGAUGUCACUGUCCUUAUCAUGCUUCUCGGAAAUGUGGGACUGCAUCCCAGACUGUUUAUACACGAUGAUAAGCUGUUUGACGGAGAUUUUACCAGCCGAGAUCAGGCCAUUAGGUGAUUCGGUACUGAUUCAGCUUCUCUACAUGGCUUUAUACUCAAAACUGUUGGAAGCGGCUGAUAGCGAGUCUGAUGCUGAACAACGGCAGUCUAAGGAAUCGGCAUCUCAACAACCGUCACCACCAUCCGCCUCAGACGGUGGUACAACGAUUAAUAUGAAGCCAAAGUCUGUGAUUUGUCAAACACUUGCCGAGGCGAUCUGUUGCAUCGAUGAAGAUAAUAAGCACACCGAUCAAAUCAAUUCGUUGAUCAAUCAAGCCAGGGAAAGUCAACGGUCAGCAAACACUCUGGAGAAUGAAAUGGAAGAAGCUGUUGGAUUAAGUUUUGCAAGUACCUCUAAAAUUGAUGAGCUCGAUGCGUUUAUUCACAACACACCAAGUGUUCGAUCGGAAGAGGAGUUUGAUGUAGAAAAUGCGGAAUAUAUAGCGGAGAUGUUGGUGAGUGAUAUUCUGGUCACGGGCGUUGGAAAGCUGAGCAUGAAAAUGAUUUAUCAAUACAUUCGUAAGAACUUUGAAUGGAUUAUGCAGCAGCUAGGGGUUAGCGAUGUGGAGAUCAAUCCAUUGCAACCAGCUCCUGGUCAAAGCAUCAAGGAAAAACAUCAUACACUGAUCGAUGUUAUGUUUCACAUCGGAAAUCAAUCAUUUGAUCAGUUGUUGAGCGGACAGUUGGACAUAGACUAUAAUAGUUGGUUCCAAACGCCCAUGUCAAUGAGUGCGGAAAAAGCCUGGCUACAGGUUUCCCAACGGUGGGAAUUUCAACCAACGGCAACACUAUCCGUUCACGAAGCUUUGAUGGUAUCCUUUAUAACAUCUCAAUUAAAGCCAUAAAAGUCAAACUGAAAACUGUAAAAUUUGUAAUUUGUGGUUGUAAAAUUAUUCGAAUGUGUGUUCUAGAAAAUGUUAUUCUUGUCGAUUGUUUGCCCCAGAUAGCGUUACAUCACUUGAGAAUUGAUUUUCGUUUAUAAUUAAUAAAUAUCAAAAAUAACCAGAAGCCACGCAAAUCGUGGAACAACUUGCCCACACAUUGAAAACUUCACCAAAAGGCUGGAAAUUAUCUGAAUCUCGAUAUUCUGUUUUUAGUCUUGUUAAGGCGUCUUGUACUAGUUUUAAAUUUGAUCAGUGUCUUACGAAGAAAACAGAUGGGAAAAAUGACAUACGAAACCACUAUGUAAUGAAAACCACGAAAAUGUUAUCGUAGAUACGGGACACGAACCCGCAGCUAGCUUCUAACCGGGAUAAUUGUUUUGACAAGUAAACUACCCUACAUAUGAAAACACAUAAAGAGAUAACCUAAUUGACUAGAAGAACCAUGCAUGCUUCGCUUUACUUGGCCACCACAGCAUUCACCCAAGAAAACAACACACACCGCAUCACAAGUAUAUCUUCACUUUUUGCUUUGCCGUCAGACUGUGAUUAAAGAUUUUGGUUUUAUCUCUUUUGUUCCCGUCUCUGCGGGAGCAUUUUCGCGGUUUUCAUGACAUAGAUGCAUUUGCAUGUCGUAUCCGAUAUUCGGAUAUUUGAAAUUCGUAGAGCAGUAUAUUGAUAGACAAGGGUAAACUAAAGUUAGGGAAACGAACGAAUUGCUAUUUACUCACUAUUACACAUUGUUAUUCAUUAAUUAGUUCUACUACAAUAUUGCAAGAUCACUACACUUGUACUAUGUACAAUAAACGUCACCCAGUGUGAAGGAAAAAACAAAUUUUUUAAUUUUUUCGCAAGUGAUUUUCAGACAAAAAAGUCAUUAAUCAGGAAACUCACUGGAUAAAAGUUCACCCUUGAUUUUUUACAAACGCGAUUCUCACUAAAACUAAUUUCACAUGGCAAAAAAAACAGUUGAGAAAAGUUCACUAGCAAACAUUCUGAUGAUAUGAUUCUCGAACAGAAGAUUUUUAGAAAAUGAAUUUUCAACGCUUCGCAGGACACGUGAUGAAUAAAUUCGCCGAUGAACAAACACUGAACCUUUCCGAAAAUGUUCAGUGCGCGUAGGGUGGUUGAAAUGAACAACCAAUGCUAAAUUUUCUCUUAACACAUGGAUCAAUAAGUCCCGAGACUAACAAUGGAAACAACAUUUUUUUUGCAAAAUUUUUUUUUAUUCAUGAACCUUUUAGGGUGAUACAAUGGUUCCAACGUUUUUUUUUUUUUCGAUAAUCUGCUUUUUGAAUCAU